CUCCACUCUUCUGCCCCCUCCCCUCCCUCCUCCCAUCUCGCCCGUUCUCGCUCUGCUUCAGUCGAGCACUGCAUUAGACGAGAAAAUGAGCGUUCUGUUUUUCUGCGCUUAGCGGUUCUCUCCUUCAUCCAUCGUGCGCCCCUCCCCACCGGCAUUGACUCAACUGCCUCCUCCAUUCUUCUGCCGUCAGGACCCACCCUCCCUGCUCCCUGCUCCAACUCAGCUGCUCAUUCCGAUUAUCUCCUGCUGCGCUCGAGCACCAUGAGCGACCUUGACCGGGCGAUCGCGCAAUUACGCGCUUGCCGUUUGAUACCCGAAGCCCAGGUCCGCGAACUCUGCUACAAGGCGCGCGAGCUCCUAAUCGAAGAAGGAAACGUAGUCUGCGUCGACGCGCCCGUCACAAUCUGCGGCGACAUUCAUGGCCAGUUCCAUGACUUGAUGGAACUGUUCCGCGUGGGCGGCGACGUCCCGGACACCAACUACCUAUUCAUGGGCGACUUCGUCGAUCGCGGAUUCUACUCCCUCGAAUCUUUCCUCCUCCUUCUCUGCCUCAAAGUCCGAUACCCCGACCGCAUCACCUUGAUACGUGGCAAUCACGAGUCGCGCCAAAUCACCACCGUCUACGGAUUCUACGAUGAGUGCAUCCGCAAAUACGGCAGCGCCAACGUCUGGCGAUACUGCUGCGAGGUCUUCGACUACCUUGCGCUCGGGGCCCUCGUCUUAGGCGCCAGCUCAGAGCUCGAGCCCACCGGCCCCAGCAUGGAUACUACCCAAUCCACCAUGCCGAUCGAUGACGAACUCGAGACCGAAAUCCUUAACUCCAGAGGCGAAGUCACUAUGAGCACCUACCGACCCCGCCCGCAAUCCUCCUCCGACCCAUCAUCCAUCUCCCCACCCCGCGACAUCUCCGCCACAUCCAACCAAGCCCCCUUCCGCUCCGGCGCUGCCGGUACAAGCGCCUCCGGCGACGCCGGCGGAAGCUAUGGCAGCCGCACGGGAGCCGUGCUCUGCGUGCACGGCGGCCUCUCCCCGGCCAUCGACACCGUCGACAAGAUUCGCCUGAUUGACCGAAAACAGGAAGUGCCACACGAAGGCGCCAUGUGCGACCUGCUCUGGUCCGACCCGGACGAGAUCGACGGCUGGGGCCUCAGUCCCCGCGGCGCGGGGUUCCUCUUCGGCGGCGACAUCGUCAAACGCUUCAACUACCGAAACGACCUAUCACUGAUCGCGCGCGCGCAUCAACUCGUCAUGGAAGGGUACAAGGAGAUGUUCGACGGCGGGAUCGUAACGGUCUGGUCCGCACCUAACUACUGCUACCGGUGCGGCAACGUCGCCGCUAUCCUGGAACUAGGCGAAGAUACAAGCAACGGUGGCACCGUCGCCCGAAGCAAUGGCGACUACGGAAGGAGUAAUGGUAUCCUGGGAUCGACCAAUAAACCGGCCGUCCGCAGUCCCGGGAGACGGUAUAGGGUGUUUGAGGCCGCGGCGCAGGAUACCAGAGGCAUGCCUGCUAAGAAGCCUGUUGCUGAUUAUUUCCUGUGAUACCAUUUGCCGUACGAACGAAUGCAUUUUUUUUUCAUGCCCUUCUAUCUUCUACAUCUGUUCUGCUUAUGUGUCUUUGUCUGUGUUUGCGCCUCCUAUGUAUGCAUCCCAGCCGUUCGUCCUCCCGUCCUCAUCCUCGCAUCUCCUA
This is a messenger RNA of Aspergillus welwitschiae, 1690 nucleotides long. RefSeq names its product serine/threonine-protein phosphatase. The coding region runs from base 262 to 1542 and encodes 426 amino acids. The record is from RefSeq and is a predicted model, not a curated record. Gene Ontology annotation, biological process: double-strand break repair via homologous recombination; peptidyl-serine dephosphorylation. The transcript is spliced from 2 exons. Lineage: Eukaryota; Fungi; Ascomycota; Eurotiomycetes; Eurotiales; Aspergillaceae. Gene Ontology annotation, molecular function: protein serine/threonine phosphatase activity. Gene Ontology annotation, cellular component: nucleus; cytoplasm.